Messenger RNA from Mesorhabditis spiculigera, 1290 nucleotides. The record is from the annotation of a GenBank genome assembly. Lineage: Eukaryota; Metazoa; Nematoda; Chromadorea; Rhabditida; Rhabditidae.
AUGACGUUCGGCGUCACCACGAUCGUCCACAACAAAUAUAUGAUCAGCAAAAAAAUUGGCGCGGGGGCGUACGGGGCGGUGUGGGAGCUGCGGAAGGUGGCCGAUCCGAGGCAACAGCUCGCACUCAAGACGGAGGGCGUCAAGCCGGAGCGCGCCGAGGAGUUUCUGAAGAUCGAGUACGAGGUGAUGGACAAGCUGCGAGCCGCCAAUUCCCUGCACUCACCACGACUUGUUGGGGCUGGAAAGACGGACACGCAAUACUACAUCGUGAUGACCCUCCUCGGCCCGUCGCUCGCCGACCUGAGGAAGUGCAUGCCGGGAAUGAAAUUCUCCCCGUUCACGAGCGGAAUGUGCUACAUCCAGUGUCUUGACGCCAUCAUCGAGCUGCACCAGCUGGGCUACGUCCACCGCGACAUCAAGCCGGGCAACUUUGCGGUGGGGAAGAUGAACACGGCGGCCCGUCGCUGGGUGUACCUCUUCGAUUUUGGCCUCUGUCGACGUAUUUUUUUCGACCGCAGCGACGCGGAGAAGAAGUACAAAAAGUGCGGCGACAAACGCCUCCGCACCCCCAGGAAGCAGUGCAAAAUGGUCGGCACGCUGAGGUACUGCUCGAUGAACGCGCACCACAAGGAGGAGCUGGGGCGGCACGACGACGUGUGGAGCCUGUGGUUUGCCGUCGCCGAGUGGCACCUCGGCGAGUUGCCCUGGAGCGGGGUGGACAAAGCGAAGACGGAGAUGCUCAAGGUGGACGUGCUCGACGACUUGGUGGCGAAAAUGCCCGCCCCGCUCGGGCUCGUCGUCAAGCACUUGAGGGGGCUGCGCUAUCACGAUGAACCUAACUACGCCCUCCUUCGCGGCCUCGGCGCCUCGUUCCUCCACGAUCUGCCCAACUACAACCCGGGCGACCCGCUCGACUGGGAGCCGGCCGGAUGCCACGCCGCCCUCUACAAGCACAUGCAUAAUUGUUGGCCGCCCGACCCCGACCCGGUCACCCUCCCGCCACUCGUCAUCGAAAAACCUCCCAAGAAUCUGUGUGCCGUCAAGUCCCUGGAAACGGUGCACCAGGACCCCGACUCGCAGAACUCGUACGACGACGAGACCAACGAGGGCAUCAAGUCCAUCAAGAAGGGCGAGAAGACGAUCGAGUCGCGCAAGGGGAGCAACAGGGCCCUGAGCAAGACUGGCGAUCCCUUCUUGGAGGUGACGGCCGAACCGGGCGGCCUCGAAGAACAGCCAACCCUCGGCGACGACGUCACCAACAAGGAACACGCGGACAACCCCCGGAAUCGA